AUGGCUAAAAAGAAGAAGUCAAAGAAUACCACCUCAACAACAACAAAUGAACCACAAGAAACAACAUCAACAACAACCGAAACAAGUUCAACCUCUGAGAAUGUGGAAUCACAACAAGUAGUAGUUGAACCUACUACAGAAACUUCCAGUCACUCUUCCGAGGUAAAUGUUGAUCAACAAGAAUCGGAGCAACAAGAACCAGAAAUUGUGGCAGCUUCAUCAUCGGAACAAGAGUCGAAUCAAGUACCGUCAUCGACAAUUGAAGAAGUAUCGUCAGUUGUAGUUGAUUCCCCUCCUGCAUCAGAACAAGAAGAAACAAAUAUCAGUGUAAAUAAUAAUACUCCAUCAUCAGCAACAACCACAGAAUCUACUGACAGUCACCAAGUUACAUCAUCAAGUAAUAAUGAAGAAUUAUUGAAAUCACUCACUGAUACUAUUCAAAACCAUUGCAAUUUAAUGUCUGAUGAAUUUACCUCCUUCACUGACAAGUUUUCACAAAAAGUACAAACUUGUGAAAAUAGUAUUACUAAAUCAAAGGAAAAUAGUGGAAGAUUAUCGAGUUCUAUUGCCCAACAAAAGAAGGAGGACUCUCAGAAAGGAACACUUUUGGAUCCAACUGUACAACAAAUGAUUAUGGGAUUCAUGACACAAAUUGAUCAAUUAUACGAGCAACGUGAUAUGGCAAUCACAGAAAAGAUGAGUAAAAUGGGAACUAAUUUACAAAAGAUUUCCAAAACAGUUAAAGUUUAUGAAAAUGUAAAGAAGAAGGAAAAGGAUCCAGAAGAUCAAAAGGCUGAAACAACAAAUGAGGAAGUUUCAUCAAAUGCUCAACCAAGUGACAAGGUUGAAUCUUCUUCAAAUGCAGAUGCAAAUGUUUCUGAGGAAGAUAUCAGGAAAAAGUGUGCAGAAUUUGAGAAAUUGUACAAAGAGAAGGAGAACGAAUUGAACACUUUUAAAACAAAGGUCACGGAUUGGAAAGAAAAAGUGAAAGUAAUCAGUAAUAAGGAUAUGAAGAAAAUUGAAGAGCUCAAAAAGCAAGUUUCUACUUUGGAAAAAACCAUUGAAGAAUUAAAUAAGAAAACAGAGGAGGGAAACAAAUCUGCCGAGUUCAAUUCAUCUCUUCAACAAGAAUUGAAAACAAAGGAUGAAUCAAUUGAGAAGCUGAACAAACAAAUCGAGGAGCUGAAACUUCAAAUAUCACAAAACGACAAACAACUCAAGGAGAGUGACGAAAAAAUCUCCGAUCAAAAGAAGACCAUUGAGGAAAAGGACAAGCUUUAUACUGAUCUUUGUGAAACUGUAAAGAAUACGCCACCAGUUGUCUCAGAGCCUGUUAAAAAGAGUUAUAAGGAUAUCAAGAUUCUCAAAAAGAUUCUAAUAGAUGGAGUUUUGUGGUUCUAUUUCCAAUACACAGACGAAGAAAAAACAAAUCUUGAAUGGAUGCAGCACGAUUUACUGAAGGAAGUUUAUUCUCAGCAAAGUCAAACAGAAUCGUUUGAUACAUUGGUACCAGGCAAAUCAAUUAUUGAGGAAUUGGAAGAAAACUUCCAAACAAAAUUAUCCGAAUUAACUAAUAAGUAUGAUGAGCAGGUUAAGUUAUUGAAUGAUAAGGAUGAAGAACUCAAAACCUAUAAGACUAGAGCACACGCUGCCUUGAAAAAGAAAACAGACGCUCUUAAUCAAGCUAAGGUUGAUUAUGAAACUCAAAUCACUCAACUAAAUGAAGCUGUCACCAAGAAGCAAGAGGAACAUGAGGAAUCAACAAAACUAGUUCAAGAUUUGCAAGAUCAAGUUCAAAGUUUACUUGAAAUUCAAGAAAAGGCUGUAAAGCUUGGAGGAGAACUUGAUCGUGUAAACUCAGAAAAAGAUGAUUUAGAGGACAGAAUCAGAUCUUUGGAAAAGAAGAUUGAGAGAAGUAAGGAGGAGUUCAAUCAAGAGAAGGCAAAUAUAAUUCAAGAAUAUGAGGCUUCCAUGAAGACUCUUGAAAAUAAGAAUGAUGAGUUGGAUGAUCAAUUCAGAAAAGAGUUGAGAAUUUCAAGAGAAAGAAGUAGAAGAAUCUUGGAUGAUAAGGAAAGAGAAAUUACCAAGCUCCAAAUGAAGAUUUCCGAAUCCAAACAACAAUUCGAAGAGGCUGAAUCCCUUAAAGAGAAGAAUGUUUCUUUAGAAAAUGAAAUUACCAUUUUGAAAGACGAAAAUCAAUCUCUUAGAAAUCAAAUUACUGAUCUAAUGAAUAAUGCUCUUGAUUCACCAUCAAGCUCUAGAACUCCAAGAAAGAUUGAUCAAAGUCAAAUUUUAGAGAAUGCUCUUUCAGGUGAGGAACCUUCCACUCCUUCAAAGGAAGAGCAGAGCCCUACCACUUCCACGCCAGCUCUGGAAAGAGAUUUCAAUCAAUUGGUAGAACUGGCCAAUAUUCAAGCAGGUAGAGAUAAUGAAGUUAAUCACUAUAAGGAAACUAUUAACAAGCUUAAGGAAAUAAUUAAAGACAGAGAAAGUAGUGAAAAAUCAUUUAGAGAAUUGGAAAAGCAAUUGAAAGAAGAAAUUGAACAUUUACACAGACUUCAAAAACGAGGUGAUCCUAACCUAGAAUACUUGAAGAAUAUUUUAUAUUCAUUCUUGACCUCAGAUGAGAAGAUUGUUAGAGAAAAACUUCUCAAGGUUAUUGGGCAAUUACUUGAUCUCAAAGAAGAAGAAAUGGACAAGAUUGCACAAAAAGUUUUUGUUGAAACUAGUCCCUCAAUUUGGGGAAUUUUUGGAAAUAAGAAAUAACUUAAUUUAUUAAACGACUGUAAUUUAUAUUGUGAAA
This is a messenger RNA of Naegleria gruberi, 2803 nucleotides long. RefSeq lists its product as uncharacterized. The record is from RefSeq and is a predicted model, not a curated record. The coding region runs from base 1 to 2766 and encodes 921 amino acids. Lineage: Eukaryota; Heterolobosea; Eutetramitea; Acrasida; Naegleriidae. The transcript has 2 exons.